This is a messenger RNA of Lolium perenne, 1583 nucleotides long. Its product is annotated as transcription factor SPEECHLESS-like. Lineage: Eukaryota; Viridiplantae; Streptophyta; Magnoliopsida; Poales; Poaceae. Gene Ontology annotation, molecular function: protein dimerization activity; DNA-binding transcription factor activity. Gene Ontology annotation, biological process: stomatal complex development; positive regulation of DNA-templated transcription; guard cell differentiation. The record is from RefSeq and is a predicted model, not a curated record. Gene Ontology annotation, cellular component: nucleus.
CCUCUCACUUUUGCAAACAUUCUACCAUUUCAACUCCAAAUUCCGCUCUCACCUUCCUGUGUGAUCAAAAGGAGUACUUGCAUAUUGGUACGCCUACAUUUGUGUUUCUUCCUUGCCGUACUCUAAACUGUGCUCCUGAUUUCCGAGGCAUACAAAUCGGAGUAUGGAGGACGGCGGCCUGUGUAAGCUCUUUGCCGACGACUGUGAGUCCUGGCAAGCAGCGUCCGUAGACGCGGACGACCUGGUCGGCAUUCUCGAGACGUGGGAGGAGUGCAUAAACGGCCUCGGCGGCGGCCGAGAUAGCGUUGUGCCCGGCGCUGCUGCGGCGUUUAGCCGCCCGAGCAGUGUCGCCGUCGUCGGUCGUGACGGUGCAGUGGCUAGCGCCAUGUGUGCGAGGCCGACGCUGGGCGCCAGGCGCCGUGAAGCCGAUGACGAGAAAUCUAAAGGAGCUCCGGUGAGGAAGAAGACCAAAGGAUCGACGUCGGCUGCGAUGGUGGCUACAGCGGUAGAUGACACCGUGGACGAGGGAGCUGCGAAGAUGUGCCACAUCACGGUGGAGCGCAACCGGAGGAAGCAGAUGAACGAGAACCUCGCCGUGCUACGCACUCUCAUGCCUUGCUUCUACGUCAAGAGGGGAGACCAAGCAUCCGUGAUUGGAGGGGUGGUGGACUACAUCAAGGAGCUGCAGCAAGUGCUUCACUCGCUGGAGGCGAAGAAGCACCGCAAAGUUUACGCCGAGCAGGUGCUCAGCCCGCGUCCAGCAACGUCAAGGGCGCCGAGCCCACGGCCACCACCUCUCACUCUCAGCCCGCGCCCGUUCAUGAUCAAGUCCAUGCAACGGCCGCUCAGCCCGAGGCUCGCCGUGCCGAUAAGCCCCGGCACGCCGACCCCGGGCAGCCCGUACAAGCCCUGCCUGCCGCACCUCAAUGCCUACAUCUCGCCGGCCAUGACGCCCACGACGUCCUCCUCUUCGUCCUCGCACGCAUAUGAUAUCGUGCCGGUGCCGCGGCCUUACCUUCCCACCCUAGACAGCAUCGUCACCGAGCUCACCGCGGCCAGGCCCACGGGGAUCCUCCUCCCUGACGUGAAGGUGGAGUUCGCCGGGCCGAACCUGGUGCUCAAGACCAUGUCGCGCCGUGCGCCGGGGCAGGUGCUCAAGAUCAUCGCCGUGCUCGAGAGGCUGUCGCUCGAGAUCAUCCACGUCAGUAUCAGCGCCGUCCACGACGCUACGGUGCACUCCUUCACUAUCAAGAUUGGAAUCGAGUGCGAGAUUAGCGCCGAGGAGCUGGUGCAUGAAAUCCGGCAGACCUUCUUGUGACGUCGUUGUACGGUUUGCAAUUGCAUCCUUGCCUAGUUUUAGUUAGCGUAGAGCUACUCAGUGUUGUCGUGCAACUGCAUGUGUACAUGUGCCAGCUGCAAGUAUAUAGUGGUAGCUAGAUUGUUUCAAUGUUGCUAGCUGCAGCUUUUCUUGUUUCAAUGCCUAGGUAUAGAUGCAGAAUUUCCCGGAUUGUUACUAUCUUGAUUUCUGAGUAAUAUGUGGAUGACCUUUUCUCUUCUGAAAUGGAUUUUGCAAUGGAGGAAUA